Molecule: messenger RNA, 1398 nt
Organism: Grosmannia clavigera kw1407
Lineage: Eukaryota; Fungi; Ascomycota; Sordariomycetes; Ophiostomatales; Ophiostomataceae
Product: secretory pathway GDP dissociation inhibitor
Exons: 7
Coding region: 1-1398 (465 amino acids)
Biological process (GO): protein transport; small GTPase-mediated signal transduction; vesicle-mediated transport
Cellular component (GO): cytoplasm
Molecular function (GO): Rab GDP-dissociation inhibitor activity
Source: RefSeq, a predicted model, not a curated record
AUGGACGAGAUUGCCAAGGAGUACGAUGUCAUUGUGCUGGGCACAGGACUGACCGAAUGCAUUCUUUCUGGUGUUCUGAGUGUCAAGGGCAAGAAGGUCCUGCAUAUUGACCGCAACGACCACUACGGCGGUGAGGCAGCAUCUCUGAACAUUCAGGCGCUGUACCAAAAAUACGGCAACUUUGCUGCAGGCGAGGAGCCCUGGGUCAACUAUGGCCGGGUCAACGACUGGAACAUCGAUCUGGUGCCCAAGUUCCUCAUCUCGUCGGGCGAGCUGACCAACAUCCUCGUCUCCACCGACGUCACGCGCUACCUUGAGUUCCGCCAGAUUGCCGGCAGCUUCGUGCAGCAGGGCAAUGGCCCUCGUGCCACGGUCGCCAAGGUGCCGGCUGACGCGGCCGAGGCGCUGAAGUCGCCGCUGAUGGGCAUCUUUGAGAAGCGCCGCAUGAAGAGCUUCAUCGAGUGGAUCGGCUCCUUUGACAUCAAGGACCCGGAAUCGCACAAGGGCUUCGACAUGGCCACGUGCACGAUGAAGGACAUCUACGACAAGUUCGGCCUCGAGCCGGCCACCAAGGACUUCAUCGGCCACGCCAUGGCGCUCUACCUCAACGACGCCUACGUCGACGCUCCCGGCAGCGCGCCCGAGGCGAUCGAGCGCAUCCGCCUCUAUGGCAACAGUGUCGCUCGCUACGGCAAGUCGCCCUACAUCUACCCGCUGUACGGCCUGGGCGAGCUGCCCCAGGGCUUUGCCCGUCUGUCCGCCAUCUACGGCGGCACCUACAUGCUGAACACGGACGUCGAUGAGCUGCUGCACGGCUCCGAUGGCAAGAUCUCAGGCAUCAAGGCCACCAUGAUCAACGGGGACGAGAAGGUCAAAUUUGAGACCAAGGCCAAGCUGGUCAUUGGCGACCCGUCGUACUUCCCCGACAAGGUCAAGGUUGUCGGCCACGUGCUGCGGGCCAUCUGCGUGCUCAAGCACCCGCUGUCCAGCACCAACGAUGCCGACUCGUGCCAGCUGAUCAUUCCACAGAGCCAGGUUGGCCGGAAAAACGACAUCUACGUGGCCUGCGUGUCAUCUGCCCACAACGUGUGCCCCAAGGGCUACUGGAUCGCCAUCGUGUCGACCAUUGCCGAGACGACGGCCAACCACCACCUGGAGCUGCAGCCGGGCAUCGAGCGUCUCGGCAAGAUCGAGGAGCAGUUCAUGGGACCGCCCAUCCCGCUGUACGAGCCGAACGAGGACGGCACCAAGGACAGCAUCUUCAUCUCCAAGAGCUACGACGCCACGUCCCACUUCGAGACUACUACCGACGACGUCAAGGACAUCUACCGCCGGGUCAUGGGCGAGGAGCUGGUUGUGGAGGGCCUGCGGGAGGGCAUCCAGGUGUCGGAGGAAUAG